Messenger RNA from Guillardia theta CCMP2712, 624 nucleotides. RefSeq lists its product as hypothetical. NCBI's taxonomy places the organism in Eukaryota, Cryptophyceae, Pyrenomonadales, Geminigeraceae. The record is from RefSeq and is a predicted model, not a curated record. The transcript has 6 exons. Bases 1 to 624 code for a protein of 207 amino acids.
AUGGCUGUUGCCAUGGCAUCAGACAGGGUAUCAGAUGGCAUGGCGUUGUUCGAGGACGUCGCAAUGCCGGCGAGGGGAAACGAGCUGAGCAGCAGCCUGAGCAUUCUUGGCGACUUCCUGGCGUUCGCUCCCAAGGGAUCAACCUCGAUGGUGGUCAUGGCCAUGAGACAGCAAGGGUCGGGGCAAGAAGGUGUUGGGGUGAGGAACAAGACAUCCAUCCAGUGCCAGUGGAGCAUCUCGAGCUUCUGCUGGUCAACAUGGCAAGCAGCUGCGGUGCUGCUGGACAGCGGAGCAGGAGGGAUACGCGUGUGGAGAGUAACGCUGGAAGGAGAGGAGCUGCUGAUUCAGUCUGUCGCUUUCUUCGACCCAUGCUCAUUUCACUUCGAUUCACCUCCUACCCCGGCAGCUCCUCCUUCCUUCGUCUUCCACGAGCUCUCCGCCUCUCAGGCAGCUGAGCCGCUGGUGUGUGCGAGUGUGAGCGAGAGGAAGGGAGGGGCGACUCGAGAGUUCGUGCUGCUGCUGGCGAUGGAGGCGAAGGAGGCGAAGGAGGAAAGCGGAGAGAUGAGCCUCGAGACUCCAUCGCCUGGUGCCAAGGAAGCCAAGGCACUCGCUCCCUCUGUGUGA